Leptosia nina is the source of this 2655-nucleotide messenger RNA. The record is from the annotation of a GenBank genome assembly. NCBI's taxonomy places the organism in Eukaryota, Metazoa, Arthropoda, Insecta, Lepidoptera, Pieridae.
AUGAGGAAUAUAGAUACAAAUUUUAAAUUGGGCGACAAAAUUGAUGAAGCAGUCUCACAUUACAUUGAAACUCAUCAAAACACUGAGGCAGUUGAUGCAAACUCCUUAUCAUUAAACGUCCAAGAUGAUGGAGGAGGGAGAGUUGUUACAGUCAUGCAUCCCCAAAGUUAUUCACAACAAGUUUGCCGGCAGGUAUCUGUUGGAGAACAAAUGGGUGAUGGACCCUGGGUAGAGGAACUGUUAGACGGUAGAUUAGCAGCACUUGUUGCACAUUUAGCGCAGCCAAGUCGAAGUUCUCAUCAUCAUGGUCAAACCUCACAUCAUAAGAUACCAACAACAAUUAGAGGUGAUGUAGAUACAUCUGUGAUUCUAGAUGGUUCUAUGAGACUUUUUAGCAGUCAUUCUUUAGAGCAGCACCAUGAAGCACUUACGGUUCAAGUGUCAGAUUUACCAACACUGCCCCCAUUGCAAGAUAUGAAGAGGUGUCCAGAUACAUCUUGGUUUAACAAGGAUAAAAAUUCACUGAAGGAAAAUGGUGAUAUGUUACUAGAGGAUAGUCAAGUGCUAGAAAUGUCCAGUGGUUCCCCCAUGCAGUGCAAGCAGAAUAAGAAAAGUCUGCCUCACAAGAAGAGAAUUUCUAGGAAAUUGAAGAGAAAUACAGGGAACACAACACCUAGCCAAGAAGAUAUAGUAUUUAUUCAAUGUAACGACGAGGUGCAACAAGAACAAGAGGAAAUUCACCCGGACAGUUUUGUGGACCCUCUUGUUCGACACCAGGAGACUGGACACAUCCCUGACACUCAUGUACCACAUAUCCGAGCAGUGUUGGUAUGUCAGCUGUGCGGGCAGUUCUAUGGUGAAGAACAGCUUAAAUUCUACCAGCAUUUACGUCACCAUUAUGAACCUCAAACCUCCAUCAUCAUGGAGAACCCUGUCGUACCUGAUAUAGGAAUAGAUAAGAUAAGCAAUACUUGUAUAGUAGACAAUGGAGUAACACUUCCCGACUCGAUAGUAGAGCUGUCUCUCGAAGGCACUGUACCAAAGACAAUCUACCAGGCCAUGGACAAGCACAUUGUCUAUGACAAACAACUUUAUAAGUACUCUAUGGGCAUAGAUAAGGAUGUAGAGGGCGAAUUAGAUGAUACCUUAGACAAAUUGGAGCUCUAUUGCUGUGUGAAGUGCAAUAAGUCCUUCAGAAAACAAAAGCAGUGUGAAGCUCAUAUACGGGAGGUGCAUGCUUCGAAGAUAGAAGACAUGGGCGAAUUCAGCGAGCCAGAAGAUUUAAUGGAAGGUAUACACGUGGCGGUAGAUGAGGGGGAACAUGAACAAGAGCAGCACGAACAGCACGAGCAACAGCACCCUGACCCGACGCACGACCAUGAGGUUCAUGAGCAGUCUCAAGAACAACACGCUCAGUAUGACACAGUGUUGCCACACUUAACAGUUGAAAAUGGCCACGUACACCAAGAACAUGUUAGGCAUUGGUACUCACGCAGUGGAGGCGAGAGCCCAGAAGUGGGUCCACUCUGCGCAUGCGGCGGUGCAGGUUGCUGUCCCGUGUGCGCGCCUCCUUACACUCACCAAAGGCCGUAUCAAGUGACUAAAGAGGAAGUUUUGGAGAGGAUCUUGGAGAACGAAGAGCAACAGCCAGAACCUCCACCUCCACGAUUGGAGAAGCCUCAUUCAGAUACAUCCAAGAGCAAGAAGAAGACGGAUAAGAAGUUCGAGUGCGUGCAAUGCGGUCGGGUGUUCGAGCACCGGAACAGCAUGGUGUACCACCUUCUCAUGCACAAUGAGAGGAAGCAUCCGUGCCUCGAUUGUGGAAAGAGGUUCUAUACAUCCACGUCUCUUAAGGUCCACAAGCGCACUCACGACGGUGUCAAGCCCUGCGAGUGUACGGUUUGUGGACAACGGUUCCGCCGCAACGGGGACCUAAAAUACCAUACAGCGUCCAAACAUUCCAAUGAGAAACUGUUUAAAUGCGAAUUUUGCAACAAGGAAUUCGCCCGUCGCUACUCGCUCAAUAUCCAUCGGCGGAUACACACAGGCGAGAGGAAUUACAAAUGUGACUUUUGCCCGAAGAGCUUUCGCGCCGCUUCAUACAAACAGAUACACAUGCGGACACACACUGGUUUGAGGCCAUAUCAGUGCGCUCAUUGCGACAAAUGUUUCCGUGUAUCCUAUGACAUGCGACGUCAUGUACGCGUCGUGCACGAAAAGUCAAAGAAAGAUGACGAAGUUAAAAAGCAAACAGAGAAGACCACUAAAAAAGAUGACAAACAAAAGAACAAAGAUGACAAAAAGAAGGUCGCCAAGAAACCGCCGAAUGUCACAAUACAAAACAAAGCGGUUAAACUCAAUCAAAAGGACUUGCAAAGGAGGGACGGGUGCUACUUACGGCUUAGCGAUUAUGAAGAGAAGACCAAUAUUAAAAUGGAAAGCGAGCUUUUAAAGAACCAAAAUGGCAACGCCAAGAUUGAAUUUCGCGAGAAUACAGAUGGGGAGAUGCCAAUUUUCUCCCAAGUGGAGAAGGUGACGGCGAACCAUAUACCAAUGGGGACUCUUAAGAAUGUCGACAUUAAUCGGGAAAGAGAACUGCCCGGAGACAUAGAGAUGUUUGAUAAAUUGGCGUUCUACAAUAUACCCGCUGUUUAA